This is a messenger RNA of Tetrahymena thermophila SB210, 636 nucleotides long. RefSeq lists its product as hypothetical. The transcript has 3 exons. NCBI's taxonomy places the organism in Eukaryota, Ciliophora, Oligohymenophorea, Hymenostomatida, Tetrahymenidae. The record is from RefSeq and is a predicted model, not a curated record.
AUGGUAGAGCUUCUGACUACGGAUCAGAAGGUUGCAGGUUCGAGUCCUGCUCACCUCGAUAUUUUUUAAAAAUAAAUUUAGUUUCUUUUGAAUGGUUUACUCAACUUAAUAGAAAAUAAUAAUAAAAUUUCAACCUGGGGUGAUGGCUCAAUGGUAGAGCAUCUGACUACGGAUCAGAAGGUUGCAGGUUCGAGUCCUGCUCAUCUCGUGAAUUUUUUCCAUUUCCUCUUUCCUACUUUAAAAACAUCUAAAAAAUAAGCACUAAAUUACUAUAUUCGGGGUGAUGGCUCAAUGGUAGAGCAUCUGACUACGGAUCAGAAGGUUGCAGGUUCGAGUCCUGCUCAUCUCGUAAUUUUUUUUUUACAAACUAGAAGAAAAUUAAAUGAAUUGCCAUCUGUUCAUUUCAAAUAAUUUCACUUUUCGAACUAAUAUUAAUGUAUUUGGGGUGAUGGCUCAAUGGUAGAGCAUCUGACUACGGAUCAGAAGGUUGCAGGUUCGAGUCCUGCUCAUCUCAAAAUCUCAUGUGCUCGGGGUGAUGGCUCAAUGGUAGAGCAUCUGACUACGGAUCAGAAGGUUGCAGGUUCGAGUCCUGCUCAUCUCGAUAUUUUUUUUAACAAAAAUAACUAAAAAAAAUGA